AUGACUAUGGACGGGGUAGUUUCCACAGGGUCUGAUCCGUCUCCCCCAUUUCCUCCGCCCGCACCAAUGGAGCGCCCUCCAAGCCCACCGCCACCUCCUCCUGAAGACUCGGCCGCUCCGCCGCCGCCGCCAGACAACAUAGCUCCCCCACCUCCACCAGAAGAUGUACCUCCGCCACCGCCGGUUGAGACUAAACCGAAGAAGCAAGGAUGGGGUGCAAAGAAGCCUGCUGCUAAGCCGUUAAGUGUGGAAGAGCUGAUACGCAAGAAGAAGGCAGCAGAUGCAGCAGCAUCAAAGCCCAAAUUCCUAUCUAGAGCCCAGCGAGAGAAAUUGGCGCUAGAGAAGCGAGCCCAAGAGGUUGAAGCUGAACGACAGGCUAAAGCACGUGCCAACGGCGCCGGCCAUGACGAAUUCACAUCCAAUACACCUACAUCGAAUUCCCAAGGUCCUCGGGAACCUCGAGGCGAUUCGAGUCGCAAUGUUCCUACUGGGCCGCGAGCGAUGCGCGAUGAGCCUCCAGCUGGACCACCUGCCACGCGCAAGGGAGACCGACAAUCCAAUCGGAACCAGGACAUGCCACCACCCAAAGCCAAGGGCGAAAAACGAUUGACUGAAGAAGAGGGGGCAGCAAAACUAGCUACUCUGACUAAGACCCGAUACAUGGGAGCCGAUGUGACAUCAAAUUUCUCCGCGCAAAAGAAGCGCAAGCGCACAACCGACCGCAAAUUCAACUUUGAGUGGAACACCGAGGAGGACACAAGUGGCGAUUAUAACCCGCUUUAUCAAAACCGACAGGAGGCCAAUUUCUUUGGAAGAGGACGUUUGGCUGGGUUCGGCGAUGAUGUCGCGAAUGAGUUGGCUCGCAAGUAUGCGGAUGCGUUGGUCAGUCGCGACCAAGAAUCUGGCAGCAGACGUGCCCAGGAAAUGAUGGAAAUGGAACGCCGGCGACGAGAGGAGAGCACGCGCAAUCAGCUGGAUAAGCAUUGGAGCGAAAAGCGCUUGGAUCUCAUGCGCGAGCGAGACUGGCGUAUCUUCAAGGAGGACUUCAACAUCGCCACCAAGGGUGGCAGUGUACCAAACCCUAUGCGUUCAUGGGAAGAAAGUCUACUACCGAAGCGCCUGUUGGAGCUGGUUGAUCGUGUUGGCUACAAGGACCCCACGGCUAUUCAGCGUGCAGCCAUUCCUAUUGCUAUGCAGGCACGAGAUCUCAUCGGUGUCGCCGUCACUGGUUCCGGUAAAACGGCAGCAUUCCUCCUUCCCCUCUUGUGCUACAUUUCUGAACUACCGCGGCUUGACGAGAAUGAGUGGCGCAAGAACGAUGGACCCUAUGCAAUUGUUCUAGCACCCACUCGUGAACUGGCGCAACAAAUCGAGAUCGAAGCAAAGAAAUUUACUCAGCCUCUUGGGUUCAACGUUGUCAGUAUUGUCGGUGGUCACUCCAUCGAGGAGCAAGCCUACAGCCUACGUGAUGGUGCCGAGAUCAUCAUUGCAACCCCUGGUCGUCUGGUCGACUGUAUCGAGCGUCGCAUGCUGGUCCUCAGUCAGUGUUGCUACGUGAUUAUGGAUGAAGCCGAUCGCAUGAUCGAUCUUGGUUUCGAAGAGCCCGUCAACAAAAUCCUCGACGCCCUCCCUGUUACAAACGAGAAGCCCGACACAGAAGCAGCGGAAGAUUCGCGCGCCAUGAGCCAACACCGUUACCGCCAGACAAUGAUGUACACAGCCACCAUGCCCGCAGCGGUCGAACGCAUUGCGCGCAAAUACCUCCGCCGACCAGCCAUCAUCACCAUCGGUGGUGUCGGUGAAGCCGUCGACACAGUUGAACAACGUGUUGAAAUGAUCGGUGGUGAAGACAAGCGCAAGAAGCGCCUUGGCGAGAUCUUGUCCUCUGGCGACUUCCGUCCUCCCAUUAUUGUCUUCGUCAACAUCAAGCGAAACUGUGAUGCCAUCGCUCGUGAAAUCAAACAGAUGGGCUUCUCCUCUGUCACUCUCCACGGUUCCAAAACACAGGAUCAGCGUGAGGCCGCUUUGGCCUCCGUCCGCAACGGCUCAACAGACGUCCUUGUGGCCACUGAUCUCGCUGGAAGAGGUAUCGAUGUUCCGGACGUCUCACUCGUUGUCAACUUCAACAUGGCCACGUCCAUUGAGAGCUACACUCACCGUAUCGGUCGUACUGGUCGUGCCGGUAAGAGUGGUGUUGCUAUUACCUUCCUGGGUAGCGAAGACAGUGAUGUUAUGUAUGAUCUCAAGCAGAUGCUCAUCAAGUCGCCCAUCUCAAGGGUCCCCGAGGAACUGCGCAAGCACGAAGCGGCGCAGUCAAGACCCAAUCGUGGUGCUGGAGGAAAGAAGAUCGAGGAUAGCUCAGGAUUUGGAGGUAAAGGUGGAUGGGCAUAA
This is a messenger RNA of Penicillium brevicompactum, 2391 nucleotides long. RefSeq names its product mRNA splicing protein PRP28 (gene prp28). NCBI's taxonomy places the organism in Eukaryota, Fungi, Ascomycota, Eurotiomycetes, Eurotiales, Aspergillaceae. The transcript has 2 exons. Gene Ontology annotation, cellular component: catalytic step 2 spliceosome. Gene Ontology annotation, molecular function: RNA helicase activity; ATP binding; RNA binding. The coding region runs from base 1 to 2391 and encodes 796 amino acids. Gene Ontology annotation, biological process: mRNA splicing, via spliceosome. The record is from RefSeq and is a predicted model, not a curated record.